Molecule: messenger RNA, 5483 nt
Organism: Doryrhamphus excisus (bluestripe pipefish)
Lineage: Eukaryota; Metazoa; Chordata; Actinopteri; Syngnathiformes; Syngnathidae
Gene: akt2
Product: AKT serine/threonine kinase 2
Biological process (GO): protein phosphorylation
Molecular function (GO): protein serine/threonine kinase activity; ATP binding
Source: RefSeq, a predicted model, not a curated record
UCCUACGUCACUUCCGGUUGAAGUCGCCUGCGGGGCUCCUGUGCUGCCUGGCUGGGAGGGGACGGAGGGCUUUCUCGCAGAGAGCACCAAGCACCAGGAUACUCACCUCACUUUAAAAAAAAACACCACAGAAAUCUGGGGUUGAACAUUAUUUAUAAACGCUCUUUAGUCAAGUGAGUAGCUACGGGAGGACUUGUUGUUUGUCUGUAUCGCAGGCACGCUUCAGUGACGAGCACGCCGCCGCUACUGCAGCUGCCUGCUUGCUGUUAUUGUGAGAAGAAAAACAAGCUAGUCCGCUAAAGCUGUGUGAUCAUUGACAGAGUUCAAUACACACAAGCUGACUGUGAUAACCGGCGGAGGCAGCCUGCUUCUGGAGCUCUUCGGCAACUCACGGUUGGAACAUUUCCCCCCGAAACCUGAGGCACUUUGUACAAUUGUUCUAUCCUGACUUGCUGUCACUGCGUCCACCAGUAGUUUGAACAGUUUGCACCAGCUGGUCCGCCGCCCCCUCCCAACUCAGACAGUCUUCUGCCCCAGCAUGAAUGAAGUCAGCGUUGUGAGAGAGGGAUGGCUCCACAAGAGAGGUGAGUACAUUAAAACUUGGAGGCCUCGUUAUUUCAUCCUAAAGAGCGACGGGUCUUUCAUCGGCUACAAAGAGAAGCCCGAAGUAUCCAGCGAUCACAGCCUGCCGCCUCUCAACAACUUCUCCGUCGCAGAAUGCCAACUGAUGAAGACAGAGCGGCCCAGGGCCAACACGUUUGUCAUUCGCUGCCUGCAGUGGACCUCAGUCAUUGAGCGCACCUUCCACGUAGACAGCAACAGCGAGAGGGAAGAAUGGAUGCGAUCGAUCCAGGCGGUGGCAAACAGCCUGAAGAGUCAGCAGCAGGACGAGGAGCCCAUGGAGAUCAAGUUCGGCUCGCCGAGCGACAGCAGCGGCGCAGAGGAGAUGGAGAUCGCCAUUUCCAAAUCUCGCUCCAAAGUGACCAUGAGUGACUUUGACUACCUGAAGCUGCUGGGCAAGGGGACGUUUGGCAAAGUGAUCUUGGUGAAAGAGAAGGCCACGGGCAUGUACUAUGCCAUGAAAAUCCUCCGCAAAGAAGUCAUCAUUGCAAAAGACGAAGUAGCGCACACGGUGACAGAGAGCAGAGUUCUACAAAAUACGCGGCAUCCCUUUCUCACAACACUAAAGUAUGCUUUUCAAACAAAUGACCGGCUGUGCUUUGUGAUGGAGUAUGCAAAUGGAGGAGAACUAUUUUUUCACUUAUCCCGGGACCGAGUGUUCACAGAAGACAGAGCCCGAUUCUAUGGUGCAGAAAUAGUCUCGGCACUGGAGUACCUCCACUCAUGCAAUGUCGUUUACAGGGAUUUAAAGCUGGAGAACCUGAUGUUGGACAAGGACGGACACAUAAAGAUAACAGAUUUUGGCCUGUGCAAAGAAGGCAUCACGGAUGGUGCCACCAUGAAAACCUUCUGCGGUACUCCAGAGUACCUGGCACCUGAGGUACUGGAGGACAAUGACUACGGCCGAGCAGUGGACUGGUGGGGCCUGGGCGUGGUCAUGUAUGAGAUGAUGUGCGGCCGCCUGCCCUUCUACAAUCAGGACCAUGAGCGACUCUUUGAGCUCAUCCUCAUGGAGGAGAUCCGCUUCCCCAAGAACCUGGCUCCCGAAGCCAAGGCGCUGCUGGCCGGCCUGCUCAAAAAGGAUCCCAAGCAGAGGCUGGGAGGCGGACCCGAUGAUGCCAAAGAAGUAAUGACACACAAGUUCUUCACCUCCAUCAACUGGCAGGAUGUCUUGGAGAAGAAGCUCGUCCCACCUUUCAAACCCCAGGUCACCUCUGAGACGGACACGAGAUACUUCGAUGACGAAUUCACAGCACAAACCAUCACAAUAACCCCUCCAGACAAGUAUGAUAGUUUAGACACAGAUGACUCGGAUCAGCGUACGCACUUCCCUCAGUUCUCCUACUCGGCCAGCAUACGGGAAUAGCGGCUCGGACUUUUGACCAAGCAGGCAGGUUAACACAUGACCCCAAUCUCACGUACGCACUUGCACUGCUGAGGACAAAUCGAAUGACACACACACACAUACACACACACAAAAACUGGCACAAAACACGUUUUCAUCCAGUCUUUCACACACAUGCACAAAAACAAGACCAGCAAGCAGAGAAUCAUUGUACACGAGCGACGGACCUCAGCAGGUUUUUGCGUGGACAGACGGGCAGCUUCGUGUCCAUACGUACAUCCUCUCAGGGGGGCGACCCUGGGCGUCCCUGCAGGACCUCUGCUGCACUACACCGGGCACCACGUCAGAGCCUUGACACUUUGAAACCAGGUUAUGCCAGCAAGUACCACCGUGUAGACACACACUUAAGUAGGCAAUUGCAUCUUAGCAUACACACUUUGUUGAUAAAGUUGUUUUUUUUAAAGAGAGAGGAAAAAAUGUAUAAUCAUAAUUAGAACAAUGGAAGAGAUAUUGGGGAUAAUUGACCAAUUUAGCUUCAUCGAUUGUUACGGUUUUAAAUAUAAAGCCAUAUUUCUGCUUUUUUUUUUUUUUUUUAAAUAAGUGCUCUUUCUGGAACUUGCUGUUACAAAUCAAAUGUGUGUGUGUGUGUGUGUGUGUGUGUGGUGAGGUUGCCAUUUCCGUGUAUGCACUGCAUGUGCGUUCACGUCCGAAUGAAUGUGCUCGAGAACCUGAUGAACAAUUUUUUGUUUUGCAAACAUCCAUUUUGUGUCUUUUUCAUUGAGGAUGAUUAAUUUAAACACCAACAUAUAAAACAAUGGAUGCUGGAAGACGGGCAAAGCGAGGACACUACACCUUCUAAAGGGAACAAGCGUGUUAUUUAUGGAAAAAAAAAAGCAGCGAGCGACUGAGCGAUGAAUCCACUCUCUUUGGCUUAUCCUGCAUGGCUUUUUUUUUUUUUUAACCUUGCAUUGCUUUAAAAAAAAAAAAAAGUGAGAGUGACGCAGCAGGGACGAGCCUAAACGAGAGCUUAUAUUUUACUCUUUAUUGCUGGAGAACAUGCUGGCUAAAAUUUGCUAAAGGACAAAUCAUUUCUUUGUCAUUCUUUAUUUUCCCCUCUUUUUUUGUCCAUUUGUCAUGUUUAAGUAUGCAUUCUAUAAAAUAUAUAUGAAAAUGUUUUAAAUUGCUUUUUUUUUCGUUGUCAUUCAAGACGGGGGUUUUCAAAGUGUGAGGCCAAAAGUCUUUAGGGGAGGGGCUAAAGUCUUAGAAAACUAAAGAACAUUUUUUUAAGCUGCUAAUAAGAUCCAUUGCGUUUAAAGGGGAAAUUAUUUGAGUUUAAGUUAAGCUAUUCUGGAGUGAGCAGAAACCUUGCCAAAUAUGUAAAAACAAAAAAAUAGUAAUCUCUUGCAACUUUGGAUUGACUCUUGCGGCUUCAUUCUAUCAGGGUUUUUGAAUGGCUAAUUAAUAAAUCAUGCCUUUUGGUGGUUGAAUACUACUUAAUAGUCAAAAAUAUGCAUAUUUAAGUGUGUUAAUUUUUUUGAGUGAGUAAACGAACUAAAAUGCAAGCAUUCAGAAGACUCGUUCCAAAGAUAUGUAGUAUUCUAACUGGUCACUAUGUGUCAGUAAUGUAAUGGUAAUGUUAAGUGAUUCACACUUGAUUGCCAAAAAAAGGCUCUUUUAUUGCAGGCUUGAAUGACCACACAACAGUCACAGUAAUACCAAAUAAAAACACAGGCUACCGUUGUGGUUAUAACCCACGCCAAGCUGAAACUCAACUCUGAACCCUUGACUUUGAACCCACUUCCUGUCAAAGCUCCCCGAGCACCACAACACACACGAGCUUGACUCUUAUUUACCCUUAUGUCGACUGCCUUGAGUAAUGUGAGCAAUGAGUGUAAAAGUCACUAUAGGGGUGCUAUUUCUUGCCGAAAUGUUCAAAAACUGAAUUUAGAAGGUCGCCAACAGGGUUUCUACCUGCAAAUUUUGGUUGACCCGCACUUUUGGUUGGAUCUGGAAUCAAUUAAUUGCGAUGCUUGUUCGUACCUGAUUGGCAUAUUCUGAAAAGUACCGUAUUUUCUGGACUAUAAUUCGCUCCGGAGUAUAAGUCGCACAAUGCCAAAAAGGCAUAAUUAGGUAGAAAAAAAAACAUACAUAAGUCGCACUGGAGUAUAAGUCGCAUUUUUUGCGGGUAAUUUAUUUUACAAACUACUUGACCAAAACAGACAUUACAUCCUCUUUGAAGGCAAGUUCUAGCAAUAAAAGUCGCUCUGGAGUAUAAGUCGCAGGAACAGCCAACCUAUGUAAAAAAAAAAAAAAAAAAAAGUGUGACUUAUAGUCCUGAAAAUACGGCAAAUGAAUUAUUAACAAGAUGUAUUAUUAGAUGUUACACUAAUGUUCAUUGCAAUCUGUAACACAAAAGCUAAUUAGAUUGCUUUUAGCAUCUUUAAUGCGCAAAAUGAAUCACCCUGCAUCUUAUAUUUUUCUGUACGCGGCCGUCGCUGGAAAAAGUAAGGACAUCACAGUGCCACACUUUGAAAACCCCCAAUUUAACGGGGUCUCCCUGUCUCUUCCUCUGCGCUUUAACUACAUUUCCUAUGACGAUUCCUCAGAAUACCCCCGAAUGAAUCAUCUCUCUGCAUUCUCAUGAAGUCGUUCUUUAUUUCAUGUCAUAUUUGUGUGAGUGACAGCAUGCAUGUUUGAGUGAAAGAAAAAAAAAAAGAAAAGCAAGCAGCAGCAUCAAUCACAUCAAACGGCUUUGACUCUCCAGUUGACAACUGCAGCACCUCGUCUCACUGACAUCAGAACCACUGCACUGAUGGACUCCACUGUGGAUUUGCCUUCUACCGCGGCCAUAAGGGGAAGCUGCUGAACUUUUAAUUUUUUAAAAGAAUAUAUCUAUAUAUAUAUCUAUUUUUUUUUUGUGGUUGUGAAGCCAUACAAUGAACCUUGCUGCUGACCACGCUUUUAAGCAAUGCUUCACGGCUGAACAUGCAAGUCUCCUGUCGGGCAUACGCUGGCACAACAAGUGCCUCGUCACUAUUGUGUAAAUACCAAAAAAAAAAGAAAAAAAUCUUCAUGGAGAAUGCAGACUAUGUAGAGUGGGAGGCCUGUUUUUUUAAUUGAUUUGCAGCUUUAUGUUGCUUGUGUAGUUGAAUGUGAUCAUCAGUCACGAAUGUCACCCGAUGCUGGUGUAACAAGACGACUUUUCGCUUUUUUGUUUGCUUGUUGCAGUUAGUUGAGGCUCAGAGAGCAAUUAAAAGUUAAAAAAGCAAUCUUUUUAGGGCAGGACGUCAGCCCACCCCCUCCCGCCCCCUUUUGCAAGACUUCACAAUGUAACGGGUGAAACCUGCUACAGUACGGUAGCUUAUAUGACAUUUGCAAUGAUGAUGUGCCAGUAAACUUUUUACUGAACAAACCUGUGUGCGUGUUCUUCAUGCAUUUUGCACCGUACACAUUUUAGUUUUUACAUUUAGAACACUCGUCAUAUUCCCUAGCAUCUACAAUAUGGAAGAAUACAUUU